Molecule: messenger RNA, 411 nt
Organism: Pomacea canaliculata
Lineage: Eukaryota; Metazoa; Mollusca; Gastropoda; Architaenioglossa; Ampullariidae
Product: ficolin-3-like
Exons: 3
Coding region: 1-411 (136 amino acids)
Source: RefSeq, a predicted model, not a curated record
AUGUUACUCUCAGGGUUAUCCAACCUGCACUUGCUACUCAAGAGACCACUGCGACUCCGUGUCGACCUGGGAGAGAAGAAUGGAAAACGUAUCUAUGCUGAGUACUCGUCCUUCAGAGUGGAUGGUCCUGACACAAACUACAGACUGUUCACAUCUGGCUACUCGGGUGAUGCAGGUGACAGCCUGACUUAUCAUGAAGGAGACAUGUUUUCAACCUUUGACCGCGACAAUGACAAAUCCGACACUCUCAACUGCGCUGUGUAUUUUAAAGCUGCCUGGUGGUUCCGAGGCUGUUACAACGCCAACCUCAACGGUCAGUACCACGUGGAUACCUACGGCGUCAGUUGGUAUCUGAAAUACCAAGAUUGGAGAAGCUUCUCAUUCUCUGAGAUGAAACUGAGACCAGCCUAG